Messenger RNA from Schistocerca gregaria, 807 nucleotides. RefSeq names its product dehydrogenase/reductase SDR family member 11-like. Gene Ontology annotation, molecular function: oxidoreductase activity. The record is from RefSeq and is a predicted model, not a curated record. Bases 1 to 762 code for a protein of 253 amino acids. NCBI's taxonomy places the organism in Eukaryota, Metazoa, Arthropoda, Insecta, Orthoptera, Acrididae. The transcript has 6 exons.
AUGGACCGCUGGCGAGGCAAGGUCGCUCUAGUGACUGGCGCCUCGGCGGGCAUCGGACGCGCCGUCGCCAAGGAGCUGGUGCAGCAGGGGCUGGUCGUCGUGGGCGUAGCCAGGAGGCUCAACCUGCUAGAGGAGCUGUCUCAGGAGGUGUGCCAGCUGUCGCUGCCGGGCCAGCUGGUGCCGCGCCAGCUCGACGUGACCGAGGACGAGGCGGUCGAGGCGACCUUCCGCUGGGCGGACGACACCCUGGGCGGCGUCGACGUCCUCGUCAACGCUGCCGGCGUCACCUCCAGCUGCAGCCUCCUGGACGGUUCCCCGGCUGAGUGGCGGCGCCUGCUCGACGUCAACGUGGUGGCGCUGUGCCUCUGCACCCGGGAGGCCGUGGCCUCCAUGCGCCGCCGCCAGGUCCAGGAGGGGCACAUCGUGCACAUCAGCAGCUACUCGGCGACGGUGGUGCCGCCACAAGGCAGCCUGCACUUCUACAGCGCCAGCAAGCACGCAGUUCGCGCUCUCACCGAGGGGCUGCGCCACGAGCUGGGCGACUGCAGCAGCGCCAUCAGAGUCUCUAGCGUGUCUCCUGGACUGGUGAAGACAGACAUCUACACGGCAGCUCUUGGGCCUGAGUUCUCCGAGCAGGUGUUCGCUGACAAGCCGCACCUCUUGCCGCAAGACAUAGCUUCGCUGAUCUCCUACCUGCUGUCUGCACCGCCACACGUCCAGGUACAUGAUAUAAUUGUGAAACCACUUGGUGAGAAGAUAUAGAAGUAACAUCAUCAAACGAACGUCUUUUUGUGCCACACACUCUAU